This is a messenger RNA of Racocetra persica, 131 nucleotides long. The record is from the annotation of a GenBank genome assembly. NCBI's taxonomy places the organism in Eukaryota, Fungi, Glomeromycota, Glomeromycetes, Diversisporales, Gigasporaceae.
CUGGUGAAACCACUUUGUCUGUAAAUCCAUCCAACACUAUUGAUGAUUUAAAACGUUUACUCCAUGACAAAGAGGGUAUACCACCAGACCAACAGCACCUUCUUUUUGCUGUAACUCCAAUAAUUAAAUAA